CGAAAUUGUUGUCUGUUUGUCAAGGAUCAUUCUACUGUUUUUGCUAUAUGUUGACCAAAGAAUGACAAAAUAAAGCACCCCAUCUUUAUCGUUGAAUUUUACAUCUCAUCCUUCAAAUUGAAUUUGGUGUCCUUCCAAACCUUUUUACCUUCCUCCUCUUUCUCUUUCCCUUAUAAUUCCUCAUCUCCUCCCCGCCUAUAUCUCUCUUUUAGACCAAGAAUAUUAUAGAAUUGUAUAUAGCUCUUUUUAUACUAUAACCAGUUAGCUCAUACCUUUCUAGGUGGUGCUAAUUCCUUUAAUCAAACAGAAAUGCAUCGAGAACUCCAUCCAUACUUUUUGCUCUUAACUACCACAAUAUUUAUCUUGUUUUACAUACCGGGGUCUUUCUGUCAAAAUGACGAGCAAUUCAGAAUGUGUGGUGAGCCAUUUGUUUGUGGCGACAUGAAGAUAAAUUACCCUUUCUGGGGAGGGAGAAGACCAGAGUACUGUGGUGGUCAUCCAAGUUUUGAGAUCAAGUGCGAAAGUGACAUCCCCAAUAUUGUUAUUGAAUCAACAACAUAUAAAGUGUUAGGGAUCAACAAUCGUAGUAGAAUACUUACUCUGGCUAGACAUGAUUUACUGAGUAGUAAUCUUUGUUUGGACAACCUUGAGAACGCCUCCCUGAAUUUUAAUCUUUUCAGCUAUGUCUCCGGUGACCAAAAUAUCACUCUGUAUUAUGGCUGCACCCUCCGCUCUGGUUCGCAAAUAGUACCAACUUUUCCAAAUGCGCUCAAAUGCAAUAGCAACGUAUUUGUUAUAUACACAAUGAUCGGCGUUCCCUUCGACUUAUCUACAGUGAGAUGUGAGAACGAAAUAAUAGUUACGGUCAAUCAAACGAGCACUGUGGCAUUAGCUAGUGGUCCAGCUUCGGAGGAAGCUCUGAAAACAGCUUUUUCUGGCGGUUUUUCAGUUAAUUGGACGGCAAGUAUUGACUCGCCGUGCCAACAGUGCGACAGGUCAGGUGGAAGAUGUGGAUCCAACCCGGAUUCCGCAGACUUUGCUUGCCAUUGUGCAACUGGUACUCAUCCAACCGACUGCAACGACGGACAACUCCAAGCUGGCGGUAAUCUUUUCUCCACUAUUCCCUCAUGA
Lycium barbarum (goji berry) is the source of this 1131-nucleotide messenger RNA. Its product is annotated as LEAF RUST 10 DISEASE-RESISTANCE LOCUS RECEPTOR-LIKE PROTEIN KINASE-like 2.1. The record is from RefSeq and is a predicted model, not a curated record. Gene Ontology annotation, molecular function: polysaccharide binding. The transcript has a single exon. Lineage: Eukaryota; Viridiplantae; Streptophyta; Magnoliopsida; Solanales; Solanaceae. Bases 310 to 1131 code for a protein of 273 amino acids.